AUUUAAAAAUUAUUAGAUUGGGACCAAUACCAAAAUGGGAUAUGUGGUACAAGUGCUUAAUCAAGAGGCCCAUGGGUCACAACGCUCACCUGAGUAAGUUUGGCUCUGCUGUUCUUCACCUGAAUCCCCCGUGUUAUACUAACUGUGGCCCCGCCCUGUACCAGACCAGUGAGAAUUGUAUCUCUAGUCAAGCUCAUGUAGCACUAGUUUUGGGUUGGGACAAAUCACCCAAAUGGACUAUUGAUGUCUCAUUCUGGUGAUAAGUCCCAACCUGUAUAUGAAUAAAUCAGUAAUUAUUGUAAAGUAACAGAUAAGAAUUAAGCACUUGCCUCAUGGUCUAUAUACUCAAACACCCUACUUAUAUAAAAAACUUAGCAAGCUUAUUGUUAUGAGUCGCAGUUCUUACAUUGAAUCGCCAGUCUGGCAUGGUGUGUCACUGUACUAAGAACCGUAACUCUGUUAUGUUUUCAUGAAGAAACAAUCCUUUCAUUAAAAAAAAUUGUUUUCUUAAUUUUGACAGCUACUGCAGAAUUUGAUGUCAACGUUAUAGAGAAUUAUGAAGAUGAUCACCAUCAUGUACAGAUUUCCCAGAAUGUGCUGUAACUGUAAAUGAUGAAGAAAAUGAAGAAAUUGAUAAUCUACAGGUUCCAGAUCCAGAUGACGUAUUUUAAAGUGUAGCUUUGGAAAAGAAGAGGUUAUCCCAACUAUACAGAUUUUGAUAAGGUGAUAUGCAGUUGUUAAGAAAAAGAUGAAGAAAUCAACUUCUUACAGAUAAACAUCCAUUAUGAGUACCUGGACCCUUCUCUACACAGAGACAAUUAAAGAAUUCAGAAGCCAGUGUUAAGAGAUCUCUCCCUGACUGAAGAAAUCCACACGGGAUUCUGUUAUAAAACCUCAGGAUAAAGAAAUAGAUGUCUGCUGUAAAUAAUGUAUAGAUUAGUGUACCAGAAAUCUGUCAGAGUGAGAGGUGUUAGUCGGUGUCUUCACAUUUCCCGUGUUACAUCAGACCGGGUCUGGAUCAGUGAUGGUAGGAAUCUUAUACUGACAAACACUAAAGGUGAAGAACUAGAUCACAUGACAGAUAGAGGUAGUGAUGAUGGAGGACACACUGUGGAUUCUAAUGGUGAUCUAAUUUAUAUAGACAGUGAAUUAAACAUCAAUAGACUGUCUACAGAGAACAAAGAAAAGACUACGAUAAUAAAGUACAACAGCACAGCACCAUGGAGACCACGGAGUGUCUACAGCUCCCCCUCCACUGGAGACCUGCUGGUCGGGAUGUAUAAUACUGAUACAGGGAGACAAGGCAAGAUAGUGCGGUAUAACUCCACAGGAGAAAACAUCCAGACCAUACCGAACAACAACAAAACAGGUCAGGGACUGUAUAGAGGACCUGCCUACAUCACAGAGAACCGCAAUGGAGAUGUUAUUGUGUCUGACUCUAUCCGUCGUGCUUUAGUGGUGACAGAUCGUGAUGGUAAUUACCGGUUCUCCUACAGACGUCCUCCAUCAGGAUCAGGACUAUGGCCACGUGGAAUCUGUACUGACGCGCUGUCACACAUCCUGGUGUGUGAUGAUUACACCCACUCAGUAUGGAUGUUAGAUAGUGAGGGUCACUAUCUGACAGAGAUACUGAUAUCACAACACGGGAUAGGCGGACCACACGGCCUGAGUUAUGAUGAGGACACCCACCUACUGUGGGUAGGGACAGACUGGGAAAACACAGUCCACCUAUACAGAGUGGUAGAUACAGACUCUCUGACUGGACUUCCUCUGGAGGACAUCGAAUGUAGUAAACAUCCCAGAAUUCCCCUGGACCAGUUCUGUACCCCGUGUGGUGUUCCCUUGUGUGUGGAGUGUACCAGAUCUGAGGAUCACAGCAGACAUGACCUUAGAAGUAUAGAGACAUUGUUUGACAACAUUCACAGGAUGGAGGGUGGAGAUACACUAUUGAUGUGCCUUCUUCUUUCCAAUUCUUACAAAAUAAACAUGAAAGAAGUAAACUGGAUGACCAAAUAUAAUGCUGUUGCCAAAAGUUUUCAUUCCAAAGAAAUCACAAAGCCAUUAGCUAUUGCAGAUAUACAAAAAUACAAGCCAAUUCUGAAACUCAAUGAAUUAGAGAUCAGCUUCUCGGCUGUGAUCUUCAAAGACUUAAGUUAUCUGAAAUUUACAAAGAAUCCGACGUUUACUGAUAUUUUCUUGAGUAGGGCAGAAAAAGAAAACAUUGCCGAGUACUGUAGAUCCUGGAAUUAUCGGAGAGGAGAGGAUGAAGUUUGCUGUUGGUUGCUGCCAGAAAAAAAUGAGGAGUUUUUAGAAAGACUUGGAGAAGAUAUUUUCACACACCCAACGAUGACGGACCAGUCAUUCCAUGAAGCCGUAUUUAGGAAACUUGGAAUACCAAUGCAGAUUAUACUACGGGGAGACAAAUCAGUGACGAACUUCAUUGAGAAUUUAAAGAAAGGGAAGACAACCAUGUAUCAUGCCUCUGGGAUGAUAAUAGGGUGUGCUGGUAGUGGGAAAACAACAUUGUUGGAGAGACUUAAGGGGAUUGACCUGGAAGAAAUAAAGAAAAAUAUCAGGUCAACUAGAGGAGUGGAUAUCCACACUGAUUUGUUUAAUGUGACAGAAAGCAUCCAAGCAAACUCUUCACGCCAACAGCAACACUUUAAACUUAGACUUGAUAAAAAAGAUAUGAAGCAGAGUGUUCCUAAUUACUAUUCAGAGAAUGCAGCUGAUGAUGGGGAAACGCAGGAAAAGAUGAAACUAGAAGAUGAUGAGGGCAGUACGACUGAAGCAUCAAGCAGUGGACAGAUAUCACAUGAUGAUAUUGAUAUUAAUCCUACCUCAUCCGAUGAACCACAGGGGGCCACAUCACCAGAAAAUGUAGCCGAAGUUAUGAAGAAAAGAAAAGAUAUUCUUCAUAGUCCAGAAUUUUCUGGAAAUUUACAGAUAGGUGUAGAAGAUAUUUCAGAAAAUCCAGAUAAAAGAAUCACCAUGACUGACUUUGCAGGACAGUGUUCAUAUUAUGCCUCACACCAGAUUUUUCUGAGUCCCCGGGCAUUUUUUAUUCUGGUGCUGAAUAUGGAGAGGAAGUUUGAUGAUAAGGUUGGAGAAGACGUGUGUUGUCAGGAAGGCUCUGUUUACGGAGGAUGGACACACAGAGAUUAUCUAGAAUUCUGGAUGAAGUCCAUUCAUCAAUAUGGCAGUGAUAAGGCUCCUGUCAUCCUGGUUUGUACACAUUGUGAGAAAAAAACAGAAAAGGAAAAAGAAUUGUUUUUCCGAGAAGUAUGGAAGACUCUUGACAUGAAGAAGAAGUCUUUGCAAAAACAUAUUGAUGUGAAACGGCGAUUUGCCGUCGGAUUCCAUGACAAUGAAAGCCUUGAAAAACUUAAGCUGUGCAUUGCUGACCUCGUGUGCAAGCUUGAUCACUGGGGUGAAGAGUUUCCACAGUCAUGGGCUAUGUUUGAAACAUUCUUUCAGGAAAAGAAAAUUUGCAAAAUUUUGAGUAGGGUUGAACUUCAGUCUUUUAAUGAAACAUUGCCAGAGGGAAUAAAGCUCCAUACUAUUGAAGAUAUGGAUGCCAUGCUGCAGUUCUUCCACGACAUCAGAGAACUUAUGCACUUCAAUCAACAAUUCCUCAAUAAAGUUAUUAUCCUCGAUGUUCAGUGGUUUGCAGAUGCCUUUAGAAAUGUCAUAACAGAUAAAAACCAUGCACAAGAAGAUUUAUUUAAUUUUGCCUCAGAAUGGGACAAAUUCAAUGAAACUGGAGAAUUAGAUGAAGCACUGCUAUCUGCUAUAUGGAGAAUGAACAACAAUGGUUACCUUGAACACAAAGAGGAUAUCAUGAUGUACAUGGAGAAGUUAGGACUCUUGGCUAAAUUGAGCGACAAAAUAUGGUAUGUCCCGUGUAUGAACAAGAUGCAAUUUCCAGUAGACUGUUUUUCCUCAUACCCUGCCUCCUCCAUCCUUUGCUACACAUUUGAUGUUCUUCCUGUGGAAAUUUUCCAUCGCCUUGUAGCAACAUGCAUGCAGAUUCCUAAUUGGGAGAUUUUUACAGAUGAAGAAAGGGGAUGCAUUUACCAGACUGCAGCUAUUCUCAUGUUUCAUGACCAGCACCAUAACAUCAUGCUUGGAAUGACUCAAACAGAAAUUCAGGUGCAAGUGUUUGUUGUGGAGGGAGAAGUUGAUGUUUCAACCUGUCACCAGAUUAGAGAAAACAUUGAGCAUAUAUUACAUAACCUUUCCGGCACAUUCCAGAAAAACUCUGAAUUUCAGGUUGCGUUCAAAUGCAAUUCUACUGGAUUUUGUGACAGCAGAAAAAGCGCUGUCAUAAGUGAAUCUAAAUUCAUCAAAGAAAUUUUUCAGUGCCCAUGCUGUCCGGCAAACAAAAAGCAUCGUAUCAUCACAGAAGAUAUAAAAAAAUACUGGGAACAGACAAAACCGAGUAAUGCCAGCAGUUCUACGGCUUCUGGACAAGACCUUGGGGGCCGAUCUAGAUUUGCCAAACUUGGAAUGGCAACAAAUGACAUAUUAAAUCAGUCAUACAGAGAUAUACUAGAGAUGGAGGUCCCUCCUUCACUUGUUUAUCAAAAAGUGGUGGCAUCGCCAAAUUUUUACAAAAGAUUGCGCCCUGAACAAGAACAACUGUUGAUAGAUGCUACACAUUUGGGAUAUAAGAAUUUUGAUAUUUCAUUAACAUACACAUUGAUCAGGAACAUUUGUUCAACUAUCCCUAAACCGACAAAAGGAAAAUGGGGAGAGGAGCCUGCAACAGGAGAGGAAACUGUCGGUGAUGAUAUCGAGAGAAUUAGGUCAAUCCGAAAUAGUUUGACUGCACACGUGAGCUCAGCCUCCACCCCUCAGACAGAAUUUAAAGACACCUGGUCAAUGAUGUCAGAUAUCUGCAAGAGAUUGGAAAUCUUCACGGGAAAGAAGUACUUCGAUAAGCUUGAAAAUAUUCAAAAACUACACAUAAAGGAGAAAGAUGAAGAUACUUUUAAAAAAAUGAAAGAAAUGUGGGAGAAAAUCAAAUUAAAUAUGCAAGAAUUCGAAUCAACAUUCAAACCUGACAUAGAUGCUACAAAUUAGGAUAACCAGCCUUAGAAUGCGGAGCGAAAUAUUGGAAACAUAACAUAAAAACUUAGCGGGUUACGGUGAAGCCAGUACGUGUGGAUGUCCUAGAAACAACGUAUGAAAGCAAAGAUGCUACAAAUUAGGAGUAUUACUUGUAAAUCGUAUGACUUCGUGAAAGUGUAUAUCAUUAAAGUACCGGUAGUCGGAAUUCAUUAUCGAAUAUCAGUGAUAUGAUAUAUUUGUAGGAUCUGAUGCGUAAACCUGUGACUCAUCAUCAUAUUGUUAUCUCAAUUCUGGGACCGCUGAUUAAAACGAAUUUAUCUUUUUUACAAUGAAAAAAUAAUGAAUGGAUUAUAUUUAUCUUGUACGAUAUUAAGGCGAAAAUUUACUUUUGAACGAGUAAGCAUAGAUAUGAUUUUGUAUUUUUCAGAAUACUUUUAAAUAUUGCAUUGUACUUGAGUAAGCAUAAGUUUCUUCAUAGCAAACGCACUAAAACGAAUACACAGCCAAAUGUUUAUAUACAUUUACAGUACUCUAAUUUCAUGAAUGGAGAUCAAAAUUCAAAGAGGGAGGAACAGUAAAGUUAUUCAAAAUAUAUCAGAAUGCAAAAAAAAAUGUAUUUUCAAAACUGUUUACUCAGUUACUGUAAUAUGUCAAAUACACGCGUAACUGUAGAAACGUAGAACAUUUUAUGAUGCAUUAGAGUACAUAUGUACAUUUUUUUAAAUCUCACAUUUUCAUUUGAAUGGGAAUAUUUCAUUUGAUCGACCACAAGAUUUCUAAAUCUAAAAUGUAAACUACUGCAAUAUCGUAAUUAUAGUUUUCCUUGUAAAUGUUGCAUUGUCUACGCAAUGUUCUUGUUAUGCCCUGCCAUGAGUAUGGCUGGGGCAUAAAGUGUUUGUCAUGUCCGUCUUCCGUCUGUCCUUCUGUCACAUUUUACAUUGAGCUGAGUUUAAAGCUCAGUUACAAAGAAACUAACCAAGAUAUUUUCAUCAUCAUGAUCAAACUUCAAAUGCUGAUAAAUAAUGAUGGCUAUGCAUCUGCAUCAACAUUAUUUGACCUUGUCCUUUCCUUUGACCCUCAACUCACUUUUUAGUCAUCUGAGUAAACUCAGGUGACUUAUGGCUAUCCAUUGUUGUCUGUCGUUGUGCGUUGUCGGCCGUAGGCCGUGUGUAAUACAUUUGAACAUUUUUAGCUUUUUCUCUGACACCACUGAACCUAUUUCAACCACAAAGCAUCUAUGGGUGAAUGGGAACAAAAAUUGUGAAUUUUAUGGUCCCUGUCCCCUGGGACCUAAUGGGUGGGGCCAAAACCAUUAGAAUAAGUGCAAUCUUUAAAAAUCUUCUUCUAUGCAUCAAGCAGUCAAACUUUUGACAUGAUUGUAAUUAGCAUUCAGUCCUCUAACAAAAUUGUGAUAUUCAUGGCCCCAGGGUCAGGGGUGCUAGUGCUAGGCUGGGGCUAAAUAGACUUUUUACUAUAUUGAAAUUGCAUUAUUACUUUGAAAAUCUUCAUCUCUGCUCCUGAGCAUUUAAUAAGCUAACCAAGUAUACAGUUAUGUUGAAUAAGAUUGCCUCUUUCAAAAUUGUGCAUUUCAUGUCCCCAGGGUCAGGGUUCUGGUGUUAUGGCGGGGCUUUAUUGAUUGUAUAGUGAAAAAGCAUCAAUUCUUUAAAAAUCUCCUCCUCAGCCCUUUGAUAUUAAAACAAAGUUAUACGUAUAAAGUUAUGAUAAGGAAAGAUGCUUCAUCCCAAUUUGUGAAUUUCAUGGCCCCUGGGCAUGGGGUCUUGUGUUAAGUUAUGGCUCUAUUGGUUAUAAACUAAAUAUUGUGUAAAUGCAUUAAUUCUUUGAAAAUCUUCUUCUCUGCUCCAGGGUAUUAAACAAACAAACAAAAUACGUAAUUAUCAUGGCCGACAAUGCCUCUUCUAAAAUUGUGAAUUGAAUAGCCCAUGGGUGAUUUUCUGGUGUUAAGCCGGGGCUCUUUGAUUGUUUAUGAGGUGAAAAUAAAUGUACAUUAAUUCUUUUAAAAAAUCUACUCUUCUCCUGGGUAUGAAAUAGAUUACCCAUGUUAUGGUUAUAUUGAAUAAGUCUGCCUCUUCCAAAAUUAUGAAUUUCAUGACCCCUGGGUCAGGUGGUUUGGUGUUAGGGUUGGGCUCUGUUGUUUAUAUACUAAAAAAACAUGAAUUCUUUAAAACUAAAAAUGAGGAAGGAUGCUUCUUUCCAAUUUGUGAAUUUCAUGACACCUGGAUCAGGGAAUCUCAAGUGUUAGGGCGGGCUUCUAUAAUGAUUAUACAUGUAUUGUUAAAACGCAUGAAUUCUUUUGAAUUCUUUGGAAAUCUUUGCCUUUGCCUCUUGGUAUAAUGCCAAUGAUCAAAGUGUAUUUAUUGCUGAUGAAGAAAGAUGCCUCUUCGAAAAAUGGUCAAUUUCAGGGCCCCUGCAUUAGGGGUACUGCAGACACAAGGGGGGGAGGGGGGGGGGGUAAAAACGUUAGUCUGAAAAUAAAGUCAUACUUUAAAAUCUGCUCUUUGAUGUUAAUCACCCAUUUUUGAUUAAAUGAAAUUGAAAAAGUUUCCAAAUAUUGAAAUAUGUGGCCCCGGGGUAAGUGGUUCCUCUGGGUUGGUGUGCACAACUGGUAAUUAUACAUGUAAAGGGAAAAUGCAUUUCCACUCUUUUACUCUGAUCUGCCUUUGGGUAUUUAAAAGUAACCAAAAUAAGCAUGCUAAGUGUAUAGUUACGAUAAACAAGGGCGCAUCUUUCAAAAUUGUGAAUUUUAAGGCUUUUGUUUUCGAAUAGUCAAACCUAAUUCAGUUGUUGGAAAGUUGAUACGCUACUCAGGUGACAUAAAAGGUCUGUGGACCUCUUGUCUUAUUUAAGUAUUUAGCUCAGUCUUUAACAAACCAUUCAAGAUGGUGUCUAUUUAGCUCAGUAUUUAGCAAUCCAUUCAAGAUGGUGUCAUCAAACUUCAUAUGAUGCUACAUGUACUUACUCCGGACAGGAAAUAAAGAAAACAACGUUGUAAAUGCGUUUAAUGAUUUUAACAUGUUUAAUAUGACUUGAAGUUGACAUGAAAAUGACGAUGACUAAAUCCUUGACGUGGAAAUCACGAUGACUCUUACAUUGACGUGGAAAUGACGAUUUACUGCAAAACAUACUAUAAAUAUAAGCUAUUUCAAGCAAGUUACACAUGAUAAAACAUCCUAGCAAAUAAUCAUGAUUACAUGAUAUUACAUAUUUUAGAAAAUACUUCAAUACACAAAACUGUCGUCAAAAUGUAAACAAAGAGGCAUAACUCUUCUUUACACAAAUCAUGAUAGAAAAACAUGGCAGAUAAUAGCGUUAUCUGCCUUACGUAAUGAGUGUGCACAUAGUAGUAUUUAUUUGAUAUCAUGUCAUCAUACAUAAAACAAAUACACAUUUUUUUUUACAUGAUCAUAUGAAAGACAAAAGUUGAUAAUCAAGAUUUCAUAAAUAAAUAAUUUUAGUAAUACAUGUAAUAUUUUUAGAGAUAAAUCAAAAAUUCAAGGUGACUAGAGAUACCAGGAUAACCCAUUAAAGCUCGAGAGCUUAUUUCUAAUGGAGUCCUAUCUUAAAUAACAAAUACCAAUACAAAGUAAUGAAUUUUCCAUAACUAUAUCACUAUAAUAAUUUUGGCACAAGUAUAUUUAGCAUAAACAUCUAAAAUUUUGUUUAAGUAUGAUAACAUUGACAUAAAUAAAAAAGUAAAAUAUAGUCUAUAGGCUAGUACUGAAACAUAUCAUUUUCAUGUUCUAAAAUGCCCUUGACUUGUUUCUUAAAAUUAUUCUUUCCUUUUAUACACUUAAUAGAGGCUUACCGAGAUGACAAGUAUACAGUUUAUACAGCUAAAUGAUUUACAUAGAAAAACUCACCAAUUAGAAGUUUCCUGCGGUGAAAUAAAUAUCAGUAAAAAGAAUAGAAAACAUAGAAAUUAGCAAAUGGCAAACUGGAAACAAUUGCAGCACCAAGCCCUGCUGCGUUCUGCCAUGAUAACACGGGCUCUACACAAAAAAAUACUGUGCCCCAAAAACGAUGACGUCACAUCACACACAUUACCCUUAAACGUCUAGUAACCGAAAUGGCCGUAACAAUACAUAGUGAUGAGAGCUAUUCAAUUGCAUUUUUUUACCUUGACUCACUUUUCCUGAAUAAGUAAGAUAUUUCAUUUGCUGAUACAUACAUGUACUAAUGUUAGCAAUUCAACAGCCUAAUUUUUUUUACCUUGACCUUUUUGACCUUGACCUCACUUUUAUAAAAUUGCGUUUAAGUCAGUUUUGAAAGAAACCAUUCAUAGUAUUUUUUUUCAACUUUAAUGCUGACACAUACUAUUGAAAGCCUUUCAGUUGCUUCAACAUUUUUUUUUUACCUUGGUCUCACUUUUUGGAAAUUGGUGUCAAACUUAAUAUGCUGAAACCUACUGAUGUAAGCAAUUCAACUGCAUCAAUUUUUAAAACAUUUCGGUCAAAUUUUAUGCACUAAUACAAAUUUUUUUGCCCAAUUACUAGGAAAUCCUCGAAGGGGCAUUCAUGUUCUAUGGACAUAUUUUUAGUUUAUUUAAGGAAGAUGAUCUUUCCAUUAUGGGUAUGAUCCUACGAUAAACAUGGCUGCAUAUUGCCGACUCGGCGUUAAACAAUAAACAAAUUUAUAAUGUGUAAUAAUAGGCCUGUUUUUUUUAAGGAUAUUGGCAUCGUUUCUGGAUUUUGUAUAGAUUUUUUAAAGAACUUUUGAACAGGUUUAAUGGUACCAAACAUGUUUAAUUCAGGUCCUUUUAACCCAUCAAGUCAGCCUUCCUUUAAAGAUUUUGUCCAAUCAAUGUUUUUACAAUUUUCAAUGCAUUUACUAUGUAAAAUGUUGAUAAAAUGGUCCUAUAUUAUUUUUAACCAUAAGUUUUUUUUUCUAAAACCCGUUUAUUUCAUAUUUUUUAUACAUAAAAUACAUUGUUUAAACUUUCUGAUGACAAACGUAUACUUUUUCUCAUAUUGCAAAUAUUGAAACAAAACACAGAAAUACCAACACUGUUCUUUGAUUUUGAGUUACUUCCCUUAAUAUCUAAUUUUAUUCAUAAUGAUCAAGAGACUGUCUGUUUGUUUCUAUACUAUGAUUAACUUGAUUUGAAAGGAACUGUCUAUUUAUCAUUUUGGCAAGGAAUUUAUCAUUUACUUUUAAUGAUGCCUAAUUCACAAAACUAUAGAAUCGUUUUCAUCUGGUCUACCUAGCUAUCACCACUUUCAGCAUAAUUAUGUCAGUUCUUUGCACUUCCCAGCUGUGAAAAUAAAGACAUCAAACAGCCAAA
Saccostrea cuccullata (small rock oyster) is the source of this 10372-nucleotide messenger RNA. RefSeq lists its product as uncharacterized. The record is from RefSeq and is a predicted model, not a curated record. The coding region runs from base 928 to 5085 and encodes 1385 amino acids. The transcript has 13 exons. NCBI's taxonomy places the organism in Eukaryota, Metazoa, Mollusca, Bivalvia, Ostreida, Ostreidae. Gene Ontology annotation, biological process: protein polyubiquitination; negative regulation of translation; proteasome-mediated ubiquitin-dependent protein catabolic process. Gene Ontology annotation, molecular function: ubiquitin protein ligase activity; zinc ion binding; translation repressor activity.